AUGAGUUUUAAAAAUAAAGUUGUGCUAAUAACUGGUGCUAGUUCCGGUAUAGGAGCAGCGACCGCCGUUACAUUCGCUAAGGAUGGCGCCAAUGUUGUGCUCGUUGGAAGAAAUGAACAGAAGCUACAGAAGGUUAAAGAAGAAUGUUCUAAAACAGGAAAUGUACCCUUAGUAGUAAAAGCUGAUGUAUGUAACGAUAACGAUGCAAAUAUAAUCAUUAGUGAAACCAUUGAAAAAUUUGGAAAAAUAAACGUCCUAGUUAAUAACACCGGAAAAAUUGGAUUUGAUAGCAUUCUAAGCGACCACAUAAUGUUACAGUUUGAUUCAAUUAUGAAAACAAAUCUGCGAGCUGCGGUAUACAUGACUCAUUUGGCUGCUCCUCAUUUAAUUAAAACUAAAGGAAAUAUCAUCAAUAUAUCAAGUGUAGCUGGGAAGAGGACAUCGAAGCUACGUCCAAUGGUGAGUUAUGCCUCUUCAAAAGCGGCUUUGGAUCAUUUCACACGCAACGUAGCAGCAGAACUGGCUUCAUAUGGUGUUAGAGUUAAUUUAAUUAGUCCAGGACCUGUCAAAACUGACAUUUUAGUAAACGCUGGCAUCGAUAGCUCUAUAGAUGAUAUAGGAAAAGUUAUGCCACUGGGGAGAAUAUCUGACUCACAAGAAAUUGCAGAUCUCGUUCUGUUUUUAGCGAGUGAUAAAGCUAAAGCAAUAACUGGUUCUGACUACAUAACUGACAAUGGAGCCAUGUUGCUGUAA
Melitaea cinxia (Glanville fritillary) is the source of this 753-nucleotide messenger RNA. RefSeq names its product 3-oxoacyl-[acyl-carrier-protein] reductase FabG-like. Gene Ontology annotation, molecular function: oxidoreductase activity. The transcript has a single exon. Bases 1 to 753 code for a protein of 250 amino acids. Lineage: Eukaryota; Metazoa; Arthropoda; Insecta; Lepidoptera; Nymphalidae. The record is from RefSeq and is a predicted model, not a curated record.